Messenger RNA from Carlito syrichta (Philippine tarsier), 3480 nucleotides. It is a transcript of the gene TTC17, whose product is annotated as tetratricopeptide repeat domain 17. NCBI's taxonomy places the organism in Eukaryota, Metazoa, Chordata, Mammalia, Primates, Tarsiidae. The record is from RefSeq and is a predicted model, not a curated record. Gene Ontology annotation, biological process: actin filament polymerization; cilium organization. Bases 17 to 3442 code for a protein of 1141 amino acids. Gene Ontology annotation, cellular component: cytoplasm; actin cytoskeleton. Gene Ontology annotation, molecular function: protein binding. The transcript has 24 exons.
GCAGGUGGAUUCGCCAAUGAACUUGAAGCAUCCUCAUGACUUAGUCAUAUUAAUGAGACAAGAAACAACAGUUAACUACCUCAAAGAAUUAGAGAAACAAUUAGUUGCUCAAAAAAUCCACAUAGAAGAGAAUGAAGACAGAGACACAGGACUGGAACAGAGACAUAAUAAAGAAGAUCCAGACUGCAUCAGAGCCAAGGUGCCCUUAGGGGACCUGGAUCUGUAUGAUGGUACAUACAUAACUUUGGAGAGCAAAGACAUCAGCCCUGAAGAUUAUAUAGACACAGAAUCUCCUGUCCCUACAGACCCUGAGCAACCUGAUUGUACUAAAAUUCUAGAACUUCCAUAUAGUAUACAUGCUUUUCAGCAUUUGCGCGGUGUACAAGAGAGAGUUAAUCUUUCUGCACCUCUGUUACCUAAAGAAGAUCCGAUCUUCACUUAUUUAUCUAAACGGUUAGGAAGGAGUAUAGAUGAUAUAGGUCACCUCAUUCAUGAAGGCUUGCAGAAGAAUUCUUCCUCAUGGGUACUAUAUAAUAUGGCUUCAUUUUACUGGAGAAUAAAGAAUAAGCCAUAUCAGGUAGUGGAGUGUGCCAUGCGAGCACUUCACUUCUCUUCCAGGCACAAUAAAGACAUUGCCCUGGUCAAUUUGGCAAACGUGCUACACAGAGCACACUUCUCUGCUGAUGCUGCUGUCGUGGUCCAUGCAGCCCUGGAUGACAGUGACUUCUUCACCACCUAUUACACUUUGGGAAAUAUAUAUGCAAUGCUUGGCGAGUACAACCACUCAGUGCUCUGUUAUGACCAUGCUUUGCAGGCCAAACCUGGGUUUGAGCAAGCUGUAAAGAGGAAACAUGCUGUCCUAUGCCAGCAAAAGCUUGAGCAGAAAUUGGAGGCUCAACAUAGAUCUCUCCAGCGAACACUGAAUGAGUUAAAAGAGUAUCAAAAGCAGCAUGACCACUACCUGAGACAGCAGGAGAUCUUAGAAAAACAUAAGCUGAUUCAAGAGGAACAAAUCUUAAGAAAUAUCAUUCAUGAGACUCAGAUGGCAAAAGAGGCACAAUUAGGAAAUCAUCAGAUAUGCCGUCUGGUCAACCAGCAGCAUAGUUUACAUUGCCAGUGGGACCAGCCUGUGCGCUAUCAUCGUGGAGAUAUCUUUGAAAAUGUUGACUAUGUUCAGUUUGGUGAGGAUUCAUCAACCUCCAGUAUGAUGUCUGUGAACUUUGAUGUUCAGGCAAAUCAGAGUGAAGUCAGUGAUUCGGUCAAGUCUUCUCCUGUAGCCCAUUCUGUUCUCUGGAUCUGGGGCAGGGACUCUGAUGCAUAUAGGGACAAACAGCAUAUUCUGUGGCCUAAAAGAGCAGAUUGUACAGAAAGCUACCCAAGAGUCCCUGUUGGUGGGGAAUUGCCUACGUAUUUUCUGCCUCCAGAAAACAAAGGACUCAGGAUCCACGAACUGAACAGUGAUGAUUAUUCUUCAGAAGAAGAGGCCCAAACCCCUGACUGUUCCAUAACUGACUUCAGAAAAAGCCACACUCUGUCCUACUUAGUCAAAGAAUUAGAGGUCCGCAUGGAUCUGAAAGCCAAAAUGCCAGAUGACUAUGCACGAAAAAUUUUGCUUUCCCGUAUUAAUAACUAUACUAUCCCAGAAGAGGAAAUUGGUUCUUUCUUGUUUCAUGCUAUCAACAAGCCAAAUGCUCCUGUCUGGCUCAUACUCAAUGAAGCAGGUCUGUACUGGAGGGCAGUAGGAAACAGCACUUUUGCCAUCGCCUGUCUUCAGAGGGCUUUGAACUUAGCUCCACUUCAAUACCAGGACGUUCCUCUUGUCAACUUGGCCAACCUCUUGAUUCACUAUGGCCUUCAUCUUGAUGCCACUAAGCUGCUACUUCAAGCUUUGGCCAUCAAUAGCUCCGAGCCUCUGACCUUUUUGAGCCUGGGAAAUGCUUACCUUGCUCUGAAGAAUAUCAGUGGGGCGCUUGAGGCCUUUAGACAGGCUUUGAAAUUAACUACCAAAUGCCCAGAGUGUGAAAACAGCCUGAAGUUGAUCCGCUGUAUGCAGUUUUAUCCUUUUCUAUACAACAUCACCUCUUCUGUUUGCAGUGGUAAUUGUCAUGAGAAAACCCUGGACAACAGCCAUGGCAAACAGAAAUAUUUUGACAACUCACAGUCACUGGAUGCUGCCGAAGAAGAGCCUUCUGAGAGAGGAACAGAGGAGGACCCUGUGCUCUCUGUUGAGAAUUCAGGGAGGGACUCAGAUGCCCUUAGACUCGAAAGCACAGUGGUUGAGGAGAGCAAUGGCUCUGAUGAGAUGGAGAACUCAGAUGAAACAAAGAUGUCAGAAGAGAUACUGGCUUUGGUGGAUGAGUUUCAACAGGCGUGGCCUUUGGAAGGCUUGGGGAGUGCACUCGAGAUGAAAGGGCGGCGUCUAGACUUGCAGGGGAUACGAGUGCUGAAGAAAGGUCCCCAGGACGGAGUGGCCCGAAGUUCUUGCUAUGGAGACUGCAGAAGUGAAGAUGAUGAAGCAACAGAAUGGAUCACAUUCCAGGUCAAACGUGUAAAAAAACCCAAAGGAGAUCAUAAGAAAACUCCUGGGAAAAAGGUAGAGUCAAAUCAGGCAGAAAAUGGACAUCGUUACCAAGCAAACCUAGAGAUCACUGGCCCAAAGGUGGCAUCUCCUGGACCACAAGGAAAAAAACGUGACUACCAGAGUCUGGGAUGGCCCAGCCCAGACGAGUGCCUCAAGCUGCGCUGGGUGGAGCUGACUGCCAUCGUGAGUACCUGGCUUGCAGUUUCCUCAAAAAACAUUGACAUCACAGAACACAUAGAUUUUGCCACCCCAAUACAGCAGCCAGCAAUGGAGCCUCUAUGCAAUGGCAAUCUCCCCACAAGUAUGCACACCCUGGACCACUUGCAUGGGGUUUCCAACCGAGCCAGCCUGCACUACACGGGUGAGAGUCAGUUAACAGAGGUAUUGCAAAAUCUUGGCAAAGACCAAUAUCCACAACAGUCGCUUGAACAAAUUGGCACCCGAAUUGCCAAAGUUUUGGAAAAAAACCAGACAUCCUGGGUCCUCUCCAGCAUGGCUGCCCUCUACUGGAGAGUGAAAGGCCAAGGGAAGAAGGCCAUCGACUGCCUGCGCCAGGCUCUGCACUACGCUCCCCACCAGAUGAAGGACGUGCCCUUGAUCAGCCUGGCCAACAUCUUGCACAACGCCAAGCUCUGGGACGACGCCGUCAUCGUGGCCACCAUGGCGGUAGAGAUUGCGCCACACUUUGCGGUGAACCACUUCACGCUGGGCAACGUCUACGUGGCGAUGGAGGAAUUUGAGAAGGCGCUCGUGUGGUAUGAGUCGACACUCAAGCUGCAGCCCGAGUUCAUCCCAGCCAAGAACCGGAUCCAGACCAUCCAGUGUCACCUGAUGCUGAAGAAGGGGCGACGCUCGCCCUAGUGCAGGUCUCCUGUCUCUCUCUCUCUCUCUCUCUCUCU